Aspergillus udagawae is the source of this 696-nucleotide messenger RNA. RefSeq names its product fumarylacetoacetate hydrolase family protein. Bases 1 to 696 code for a protein of 231 amino acids. The record is from RefSeq and is a predicted model, not a curated record. Gene Ontology annotation, molecular function: acetylpyruvate hydrolase activity. The transcript is spliced from 3 exons. NCBI's taxonomy places the organism in Eukaryota, Fungi, Ascomycota, Eurotiomycetes, Eurotiales, Aspergillaceae.
AUGUCUUCUUGGUCACAUCUUGUACGCUUUGUCGCGGUCGAGGACAGCCACAUCCACCUCAGCCAGUUAGUCGACACAGACCGCGAUAUGGGAAAAGACACCGUCAAUGGCGUCGACAUCCUCGUCUACCUGAUCGAGGGAAGUAUCUUCGAUGGAUGUGUCACGGAUAAGAUCAUCCUCUCCCCGGUUGAUCCCACGCAAUGCAACUACAUCCGCUGCCUAGGCCUCAACUACACCGACCAUGCUAAUGAGGCAAAACUAUCCCUCCCCAAAGUCCCAAUCUCGUUCACCAAGCCGCGCUCUGCACUGGCCGGUCCUUACCCGGCUACCAUUAAUAUUCCGAAAUGUGCGCAGGAUGACACGAGUGACUAUGAACCCGAAUUAUGUGUCGUCAUUGGCCCCGUCCUUGUCUCACCAUCCGUGAUCACUGAUCCGCAGACCCUUCGGAUCCGAGGUAUCCAUAAUGGAAGCGUUGUCCAGGAUGGCCACACCAAGGAUAUGAUCUUUUCUACCAAGAAGCAGAUUUCAUAUCUAUCGCAGGGAACUACCUUGCAAGCGGGUACGAUUCUCCUAACUGGGACGCCGGCGGGAAUCGGUUAUUUUAGGAAUCCAAGGGUUGUCUUGAGAGAUGGGGAUGAGUUUUUGGUUGAGAUUGAGGGGAUUGGGAGCUUGGUCAAUAAGGUUAGAUAUGAGUGA